Molecule: messenger RNA, 882 nt
Organism: Danaus chrysippus (African queen)
Lineage: Eukaryota; Metazoa; Arthropoda; Insecta; Lepidoptera; Nymphalidae
Source: the annotation of a GenBank genome assembly
AUGUCUUCGCCUACACAUUCCAACGAUGCUCAAGACAUAAGUUUUACAUCACUUACCGAUGGAUCACCCGUAAAUUGCGUGACAACUAGAAGAACUCGUGUUGACACGGAAGGUGGUCUUAAUCCAUUGUUAAAGGAACUACGUGAGUUCAAGGAGUCAAUGGUUAACAAAAUGGACAAAUGGUUCGCCAGACAGGAAAAUAUGAUAUCCAAGGUUGUAAAGGAAUUCAACGAAGUUAAGCAAACAAUGAAUCAAAUGUCAAAUUAUUUUGACGAACUAAACAACAAGACCACGGCAUGUCUCAACCGUCUAGCUGAAACAGAAAAGAAGGUAAAAAGUCUAGAAGAACACACUAAAACAAUAACUCAAUUGGAAGCGAAAAUUGAAUCAAUGGAGCAACAUUCACGUCAGUGCAAUGUAGAAAUUCAGAACGUACCUGAGAGACGUAACGAAAAUCUAAUAAAAAUAGUUGAACACAUCGGAACGUCUAUUAAGCAAAGCAUAAGUCCGAAUGAUAUAGUAUCUGUACACCGAGUGCCUCAUGCUGAUACAAAGAGCACACAUCCUAAAAGUAUUGUCGUAAAAUUAUGUUCCCGGAUUCUGCGUGACAAUAUACUGUCUGCUGCUCGAAUGAAGAAAGGUUUAUACACAGAUGACUUGCAUAUUAAUGGUGAAAAUCGCAGAGUUUACGUAAAUGAACAUCUUACAUUACGAAACAAACAACUUUUUAGAAGUGCUCGUGAAACUGCUAAAAGGUGUAAUUUUCGCUUUACUUGGAUUAAGCAUGGUAACAUUCUUGUGCGCGAGUGCGAAACAUCCCGAGUUAUUGCUAUCCGUUCGUAUGAAGACUUGUCUAAAAUUAAAUCUUCUAAGUCCUCCUAG